Molecule: messenger RNA, 791 nt
Organism: Oryza brachyantha (malo sina)
Lineage: Eukaryota; Viridiplantae; Streptophyta; Magnoliopsida; Poales; Poaceae
Exons: 1
Coding region: 136-612 (158 amino acids)
Source: RefSeq, a predicted model, not a curated record
GCGUCCAACCAAGAACCAACCCGGUCGUCGUCUCGUCCCUGCGGUGCACGUCGCGCCUCCCCACGUCUCCGUCCCAGUUAACCCCACUCCGCCCAAGAAGCUUCUUCUUCUGCUACCUGUCGCACGGCGGCGCCCAUGGCCGUGGAGGCCGAUAUAGCGCCGGCGGCUGAGAGCGGUGGCAAGGCGGCGACGGAGGGAGUGAAGCGGCGGGGAGGGUGGGUGAAGAGGAUGACGGCGCCGGUGACGAGGAGGCGGGGGCACUACUCGCCCGUGGGCGGCGAGCUGCAUGCGGCGGCGGGCGAGGACGAGGGGCCGGAGAGGCGGGGCGGGUGGCUGCGGCGGAUGAUGCUGCCGCGGGACCAGUGCGUGCACGUGCAGCACCGGCAGCGGUGGUGGAAGCUGCAGGGCGGGGGCGGGUCGGGGUCGUCGUCGAGGCUGGUGGCGGGGCUGUCGCGGUCGCUGCGGUGGAAGGCGACGGCGGGGAGCCUGAGCGGCGGCUGGGCGGCGGCGGCGGCCGACGCCGUGUCGUUCCGCGUGAUGUACGUGGUGGAGGCCGUCGUGCUCGGCCUCGCGCUCUCCUGCUUCUUCUGCUGCUGCGGCUGCCAGAUAUAAAAAAGACUCUGCUCGCCGCCGGCUGGUUGGCUCGGCGCGUUCUUACCCUCAUCCAUGUAUGUAAUCAUUUUUUUUUUGGUUUAUAUUUAGUUCGAUCGUGUUGUAAAUCUGUGCCCUUAAUCCCGCACGAAACUGAGAUCAUCUUACAUUAAUCGAUCGAUUGGCGCCCCUUCAGCUGA